Molecule: messenger RNA, 1734 nt
Organism: Penicillium digitatum Pd1
Lineage: Eukaryota; Fungi; Ascomycota; Eurotiomycetes; Eurotiales; Aspergillaceae
Gene: gmdB
Product: general amidase GmdB
Source: RefSeq, a predicted model, not a curated record
AUGGCAUCCAUAGCACCCCCCAGCAACUGGCAAGAUCUUGUCGCCGCCAAGCGUCAUGAAUGCAAGCAGAAGAUCCCCCAGGACUGGCUUCUGAGUGCAGACCUGCUGGCGCUUGCACAUGAAAACCCGCGUCUACUAGACAUUGAUCUUCCUCGUCGCAGUGGUCUACUCUCCGAAGUCGAAUUGGACUUGACGGAAAACUACACUGCAAAUCAAUUAGUGCUCAAGUUAGCGUCGGGGCAGGUCAGCUCAUUGGCUGUUACAACGGCGUUUUGUAAAAGGGCUGCGAUUGCCCAGCAGAUUAUCUCGUGUCUCACAGAGACCUUCUUUCCGCAGGCGCUGGAACGUGCAAAGUACCUGGACGAGUACCUCCAGCGGGAGGGAAAACCCAUUGGCCCCCUGCAUGGUUUACCAAUCAGCAUAAAAGACAGUUUCUGUGUCGAGGGGGUGCAGUCCACCAUCGGAUAUGUCGCAUUUCUCGCGAAUGAACCCUCGAAAACAAACUCAGCGCUCGUAAAGCUGCUGCUGGAACUUGGUGCGGUGCUCUACGUGAAGACCAACAUCCCACAGACAUUGAUGGUAAAAGAUGCCAAAUGGCUCGUGAUAUGCCCAGAACGCAAGUUAACAACCUCCCAGACAGCAGACUCAGAGAAUAACAUCUUCGGCCGCGUCUUGAAUCCACAUAAGACAACCCUGACAGCGGGUGGAUCCAGCGGCGGCGAGGGGGCACUAGUAGCAUUCCGGGGAUCGAUUCUGGGCGUGGGGACUGACAUCGCCGGCUCGAUUCGCAUCCCCGCGCUUUGCUGCGGUGUGUAUGGCUUCAAGCCAACUACCGACCGGAUCCCUUAUGGAGGACAAGUCUCCGGCGUCAUGGAGGGAAUCCCGGGGCUCAUUCCAGUCGCAGGCCCGCUGGCACACAACAUCGCCGAUCUCAAGCUACUGGUGAGUUCCGUCGUCGCUGACGGCCAGGCGUGGAAGUAUGACUCUUCUGCUGUCGGGGUCCCGUGGCAGACCAGCCCGUCUGGCAUCAACGCCAACGAAAGCUUGAUUAUCGGCGUGCUUGCUGAGGAUCCGCAUUUCCCGCUCCAUCCGCCUGUAACGAGGGCUCUAGAUCAGGCGGUUGAGGCCUUGACACGUGCAGGACAUCGCAUUGUCCGACUUGGUGCUGAUGAUGAAGUACAGAAAGUGGCAUAUGCCUCGCGCAUGUCGUGGCAGAUUUUAACCUAUGGCCCGUUCGAGGAUCACCUCGCGGCGAGUGGUGAGCCUGCGGUGACUUCGGUUGCUCGAGGUGCGGGGGGGCCAAUGUCAUCUGGCCCGUUCCCUGUUCCGCAAGGUCUGGGACCGUUUGAGACUAUUCAGGCGUUACAUGUGGCUCGCCAGCGGGUUCUUGAUGUCUGGAGGCAGAUGUGGGUGGAUCAGGAGCUUGAUGUUAUUCUGGCUCCUGGAGCUCAGAGUACAGCUGUGAGCCAUGAUACAUACGGAUGGCCUCAUUAUACGGCGAUAUGGAACGUAUUGGAUUAUCCCGCGUGCAUUAUUCCAUUUGGAAAAGUCUCCAAAGAGCUUGAUCCUGAGCCUAUGACAACAGCGGACGAUGUGCAGCCGGACUAUCACCCAGAUGAGGUAGAUGGCGUCCCGUGCGCUAUCCAGGUCGUCGCACCGCGCUUCCAAGAUGAAAAGUGCCUAUGGGCGGCGGACAUCAUUGACCAGGUUUUAGCCGCUAAUGGCAAGAAGUGA